This is a messenger RNA of Cryptomeria japonica (Japanese cedar), 1478 nucleotides long. RefSeq lists its product as uncharacterized. The transcript is spliced from 5 exons. Gene Ontology annotation, cellular component: nucleus; replication fork protection complex. Gene Ontology annotation, molecular function: zinc ion binding; DNA binding. The coding region runs from base 143 to 982 and encodes 279 amino acids. Lineage: Eukaryota; Viridiplantae; Streptophyta; Pinopsida; Cupressales; Cupressaceae. The record is from RefSeq and is a predicted model, not a curated record. Gene Ontology annotation, biological process: DNA damage response; DNA replication checkpoint signaling; replication fork arrest.
AACUCAUUCACAUUUGAUAUCCCAAUCCCAAGUGAUUUUUAGUUGCUCACAAUAACAAAAUAAAGUUUCCCGCCAUAAAGGAGAACAGAAGCAUAUGGCCGAUACACAGUAAGUAGGAAGAAGAGAAGACAGGAAAGAGGCCAUGGAGAAGAAGAGUGGAUCUGCACCUGCAACAGGUUGUUACAAGUGUGGAAGGGCAGGGCAUUGGUCCAGAGAUUGCCCUUUCUCUACUUCAGACAAUGUAGGGCAAGGGAAGCAGGCUGUUGUAGCAGAGAAGCCGGCACAAGCUCCCAAGGUGAAGAAAAAAAUUCGCCGGACGAUCACUCCAGAUCUCCUCCUCUCCAAUGAAGGUCUCGGCUAUGUUCUUGAGCACAUCCCUCGCAUGGUUCAGAUUAAGGGUCGUGGUCACGAGGUAACGGAUCUGGGGAACUUGAUGGAGGCCUAUAUUCAUUGGCACUCACUCAUGUUGCCUUCUGUCUCGUUCCCCUACUUUGUGGACAAAGUUGAGAAGGUUGGCUGCACCAAACGCGUUAGGACUUGCAUCCGAGAGCUGAGAGAAAGGGUAGCCAACGGGGAGAAUCCCAAAACUUUGCACGAGCCUCCUACUGAGCCAAUUCCUGCAUUUGAUGACAUGGUAGAUGGUGAAGUUGGAUUUGAAGCGGAGCAAGAUAAAGUUGUUGCUGAAGAUGAUAUUAUUGAGGAGGACUUAUUUGAUGAACUCUACAGGCAGGCAACGGGAGAGGAGGCAGCAUCUUCAAAGAUUGUUCCAGAUGCUGAUGUUGCCAGUCAGUCAGUACGUCAGUCAUCACCCACUUUGAAUACUCGAGAGGAACAGGGCAUCCAACCACCGGGGAAUGAUGCACAUACACAAACGAGUCAGACACAGAUUUCCGAAGAACAAAAAUCACGCAUGGAAGCUAACAAACAAAAGGCUUUGGAAAGGGCUGCCGCCAGGGCAGCAGCCCAGUUACAAUCUCAAUGAUCCAUAGUGCAUUUGAUUGGCAUGGCUUGGUUUACUCUCUAUAGCCAAUUGUUAACAAAUCAAAUCCAAGAAUAGAAGAAAAAUGAAUGUUUUCAACUCAUUUUUUUCAUAAUCUAUCUUCUUAUCAGAUCCAACCUGGAUAGCUUGUUGAAAUUUCUCGUACAGAAAGCACAUGUUUGAGUCAAGUUUAAGCACUGUUUUAACAGAUGCAGGCAUCACAAUAUAAGCUGGAUUUUGGCAGGUCUCUAUUAUUGUCAUCAGUGCAGUCGUACCCUGAUCACUGCAGUUUAAUUUGUCAACCUAGUAUAUGAGCUCUUCAUAGCUCUUAUUGUGCCAUGCAGAGGUAUUUUGAAACCACUAUUAUAUCUUCCAUUUCUUUAAAUUUUGGAUGCCAUAGAGAGCCAUACGUGCAUUAGGUACCGAGGCCUUAAGUAGUGCAACAAGUGUUUCGAUAACCAUUUAACUUCAUAAAAUGCAAACUUCAGCUUUUGAUGUU